ACCUUUUCACCCAUGGCAGCGGUGGGCGACAUCCAUGGUGAGCGGGUGGCCCUGCUGGCCAAGCCCAGAGAGAUAUUCGUCACCUCUGCCUAUCUGUACCCUCUCAAGGGUUUCUACUUUUGCGUCCGCCACAGUUUUAUGUGGCCGCUAUUUCGAACGCGGUUUAUUCCGUGCUUAAUAGUGUCGCUUGUCGUGCUCCCCACCCUCUUCAUCGUGGCGUAUCUACCGCAGGUCGCCUUUCUCGCCAUCUUUCAAGGGAACCUGGCGUGGUUUAACGCUGUUUUCUUGGUGUUGGGUGAAGCUGCUGCGAUAAUUGCGCUGCUAUUCGAGGCGUUCUUUGUGGACGAGACGCUGGUGAAGAUAUUCGAUGCUGUGUUGAUUCAUCAGGGCUUCCCCGCGCUCGUUGCCAACCGCCGUACCCUGGUCCCCAAUGCCCCUGAUGCUGUACAACAACUCGGAAAGGCCACCAAGUCCGCGAUCUACUCCCCGUUCUCCUUCCGGCUCUCGUUCGAAUACCUCUUCUUUCUCCCCCUUACCUUCAUCCCACUGGGCGGCGGCCCGCUUUACUGCCUUGUCCUCGGCCGGCGCGCGGGGCCCUUCCACCAUUACCGCUACUUCAAGCUUCUCGGCCUGGACGAGCGGCAGCGAAACGAGGAGGCGCGAAAGAGGCGGUGGAAGUAUACCUGGUUUGGGAUGGUUGCGCUGCUGCUGCAGCUUGUGCCGGUGUUCUGCAUGUUGUUUUUGUUAACAACUUCGGCGGGAGCAGCACUAUGGGCAGCAGAUCUGGAGCGCAAGAAAACGAGAGAACGAGAGGGAGGCCCGACAAUUCCCGUCGAGGUUUGA
Mycena indigotica is the source of this 843-nucleotide messenger RNA. RefSeq lists its product as uncharacterized. The record is from RefSeq and is a predicted model, not a curated record. Gene Ontology annotation, cellular component: prospore membrane; lipid droplet; ascospore wall. Lineage: Eukaryota; Fungi; Basidiomycota; Agaricomycetes; Agaricales; Mycenaceae. The coding region runs from base 13 to 843 and encodes 276 amino acids. The transcript has 3 exons.